UCUUUGAGCUGUACAAAGAAAAUGGAGUUGCACAUUAGUUAAUGAGAGAAGAAGAGAAUGAAUAGGGAAGAAAAAGUAGUAUGUGUAACAGGAGGGUCAGGUUACAUAGCAUCAUGGCUGGUCAAGUUCUUGCUCCAUCAUGGAUAUACAGUGAAAGCCACUGUUCUUGAUCUAAAUGAUCCAAAGCAAACUGAACACCUAUUUGCACUUGAUGGAGCUAAAGAGAGACUCUUCUUGUUCAAAGCAAAUUUACUGGAAGAUGGAUCUUUUGACUCUGCCAUUGAUGGAUGUGAAGGUGUAUUUCACACAGCUUGUCCACUCUUUUGUACAAAUGAUUCACAGGCAGAACUGAUUGAUCCUGCAGUGAAGGGAACUCUAAACGUUCUCAGAUCAUGUACAAAAGUCCCUUCUCUCAAGAGAGUGAUCAUAACAUCUUCAAUGGCAUCAGUUAUGUUCGACGGAAAGCCUCUGAUACCUGAUGUGGUAAUUGAUGAGACUUGGUUUUCAGAUCCUACCUAUUGUGAGUCAAUAAAGCAUUGGUAUCUGUAUGCAAAAACCAUAGCUGAGAAGGCUGCCUCAAAAUUUGCAGAAGAAAGUGGAAUUGACAUUGUCACAAUACAUCCAGGAUUUGUAAUUGGUCCUUUCUUACAGCCAACUCUAAAUGUCACUGUGGAGGUUAUUCUAAACUACAUAAAUGGAGAAACAUUUCCUAAUGAAAUUUACAGAUUUGUAGAUGUUAGAGAUGUUGCAUCUGCACAUAUUCAAGCUUUUGAACAAGCUUCUGCUAAUGGCAGAUAUUGUUUAGUCGGAAGAGUUGUACAUUUCUCCGAGUUCUUAAAGAUCGUUCAUGAACAAUACCCUGCUCUGCAACUUCCUGAAAAAUGUGAAGAUCAUAAGCCUUUUGCAUUAAAAUAUGAGGUUUCAAAGGAGAAAGCUAAGAGUUUAGGCAUCAACUUCAUUCCCUUGGAGGUGAGUGUUGUGGACACCAUUGAAUGUCUGAAAGACAAGGGCUUUCUUGGUGUUUGAAUCUUAUGUUAUUUUGAAGCAGAAGUAAUGCAGAUAAUGAAAUCUGUUAUGUUCUUUUUUAUUUCCACAAGGAUUUUCUAUGUGC
This is a messenger RNA of Manihot esculenta (cassava), 1111 nucleotides long. RefSeq names its product phenylacetaldehyde reductase-like. The coding region runs from base 58 to 1026 and encodes 322 amino acids. The transcript is spliced from 7 exons. Gene Ontology annotation, molecular function: oxidoreductase activity, acting on the CH-OH group of donors, NAD or NADP as acceptor. The record is from RefSeq and is a predicted model, not a curated record. Lineage: Eukaryota; Viridiplantae; Streptophyta; Magnoliopsida; Malpighiales; Euphorbiaceae.